CCUCAAUAUUAGAAAUAGAGUCUCAGAUUAUAUUAUUUUCUUUGCCAUUAAUAUCAACCAAAACACUGAUUAAUGGCAAUGACAGAAGCUUCUGCUUCAUGCAAAAGCAAAAACCAGAAAGGCUUGACGGCGAGCAACGAUGUCGUCGAAGCGGUUCAUCAGCAGCUUUGCGAUGACGAUAACGAUAACCACAAGAAGAAGAGAGAGAUGAUCACAGAUGAAGAAGACGACGUUGAUCAAGCUCGAAGACAGAGCGAUGCGACUUCUGCAAAAAUUAAUGAGAUUUUCGGGAGUGACGAGGUUGUUCGGGGCAAGAAGCAGAAGAAAUAUAGAUCGCUUGAGAGUAUUUACAUGACCACCAUUCCUAUUAUUGUUGAAGAUGAUAAAAACAGAAUCAUCAAGGCCAAUGUCUGGAGAAACCCCUAAUGUAGUUUUCACUUGUCUGUGGUCAAUAUUAUUUCAUGUUAGCAAUUAGGUAAGAUUAUAUCAAUUGACUUAUUAUUACUUGAGCGGAGCUAGAUUUUUC
Messenger RNA from Prosopis cineraria, 526 nucleotides. RefSeq lists its product as uncharacterized. The transcript has a single exon. Bases 73 to 426 code for a protein of 117 amino acids. Lineage: Eukaryota; Viridiplantae; Streptophyta; Magnoliopsida; Fabales; Fabaceae. The record is from RefSeq and is a predicted model, not a curated record.